Solenopsis invicta (red fire ant) is the source of this 1142-nucleotide messenger RNA. RefSeq lists its product as uncharacterized. Lineage: Eukaryota; Metazoa; Arthropoda; Insecta; Hymenoptera; Formicidae. The record is from RefSeq and is a predicted model, not a curated record. The transcript has 8 exons. Bases 18 to 1142 code for a protein of 374 amino acids.
ACGUUAUCUACUUUAAUAUGGCCACGAAACAUCUGCUGACUGCAUGGGGAUUUAACGAAGCAGUAAUAGAUAAUUUUGUAGCUCAAGAAAUAGAAAUUGAACAAUUUAACAACUUGACCGAAGAAGAUCUGAAGAUCUUAAUUCCUAACAUUGGUCCCCGACGAAAAUUUCAAGCUAAUUUGAAAAAAUAUUUUGAUGAGAUUGCACAACAACCCAUCGAAGUAAAUUUAAUUGAGCGAGAAGAUUUGGACUUACAAGAAAGUAAAAAAAUAAAAUUAGAUGAUUUGGACGUACAAGAUUUGGAUUUACAAGAAAAUAAAAAAAUAAAACUAGAUGACAUUAUUCCUCCAAAUUCACCGUCUGCAUCUUCAACAUCUGCAAGUACAGGAUAUGAAGGUAAGAAUAUUAUUAAUCUUUUUAUACUAUUAUCAAAUGCUCCUACAGCAGACAUAAAGCCUGCAGCUGAUAACAAAUAUGUAAAAAAAAAACUAAAUAAUAAUCUAAGAAAUAAAUUGGCCAAAAUAAUAGUGAGUAAUGAACUGUCACCAAAUAUACAUAGCACAAUAACUAGCGAAAGGGCAUGUUUCCUGAGUGAACAGCUAAUAAGACUUUUUCCUACUGAAGACAAAAAUGUUUGGCAUAUUAAAAAUAAGAAAGGCGAAUCACAAGGCAGAGGAAAAAUUUUGACAAAGUAUUAUUGUAUAAGGCGAAAACUAAAUAAAGCUGGCUUACUGCAUGUGAAAAGUACUACAGAUUUUGUUCACGUUCCAUCUGAUAACGAAGAAAAUGACGACAAUUACGAAGAAAAUAUACUAUGGCUCAAAAAUAAUUGUAAACCGUGGCAAACUGUGACUGAAUACUGGUCUUUGACUUCAAAGAUGCGAUUAAAAGCUCUUCAAAGUAAUAAUCAGUCUUGUAACGAAUAUAUGAUUCAGUUUCCAGCUCUUUUUGAUCCUUUAGGCUACGUAUUACUAGAGAAAGAUUUCGAAACAUUGUAUCCAAAUUGUACUUUAAAAUUGUAUGCUGCUUGGAAAAAAAUAUCAAACUUUGUAAUCAGUAAGGUACCAUCUAAAGUGAAGAACCGUCUUGAUAAUGUAUCUACGCCAGGUAAAAUAUUUAUUGUCUCUUUUCAUACACAAUAA